Messenger RNA from Syzygium oleosum, 1411 nucleotides. RefSeq names its product protein phosphatase 2C 57. Bases 107 to 1258 code for a protein of 383 amino acids. Gene Ontology annotation, molecular function: cation binding; protein serine/threonine phosphatase activity. The transcript has 11 exons. Lineage: Eukaryota; Viridiplantae; Streptophyta; Magnoliopsida; Myrtales; Myrtaceae. Gene Ontology annotation, biological process: protein dephosphorylation. The record is from RefSeq and is a predicted model, not a curated record.
CCCCAUCCCUACCCACCACAAACGAAGAAUCUCUCCUCUGCUCUGCUCUGCUCCUCAAAAUCCGCCGGGAGCCAGGACAAACUCGGUCCUCGAACUCGGUCCAUCCAUGGCGCUGCUGAGCCCGCGGCUGCAGCGGUUCCUCUCGGCCAAGCUCGCCCGCGACCCGGCCUCCAGGUCCCCGGCCAAGGCCGCCGCCAGGCCGAAGAGCCGGUGCUGCUCCGCCAUCGCGAUCGACGCGCCGCCGUCGCUGGCGGAAGUGUCCGGCGUCCGAUGGGGUUACGCGAGCUUGCAGGGGGCCCGGGAGGAGAUGGAGGACGACGUCGUCGUGAGGACCGAGGGCCUGGACGGCUACUCGUUCGCCGCCGUCUUCGAUGGCCACGGAGGUUUCGCUUCAGCCAAGUUCCUCAGGGACGAACUGUUCAAAGAAUGUGUCAUGUCCCUACAAGGUGGUUUGGUCCUGAGUAAACAGGACAUCAACUCCAUCCAAGAGGCACUGCGGGAGGCUUUUGCAAAUGCAGAUGCGAAAUUAGUGAAUUGGCUUGAGACGACACAAGAAGAAGAUGAAUCAGGUUCAACAGCCACUGCUAUAUUCCUUGGGAGUGAUAAGAUCUUCAUUGCACAUGUUGGGGACUCAUGUGUGGUCCUCUCCCGUUCUGGAAAGCCGGAAGUUUUAACAAAUCCCCAUCGACCAUAUGGAAGCAGCAAAGUUUCUCUUAACGAAAUCAGAAGAAUCAGAGAAGCAGGUGGAUGGGUUAGUAAUGGAAGGAUUUGUGGCGACAUCUCCGUCUCUCGAGCUUUUGGUGACAUACGUUACAAGACAAAAAAGAUCGAGAUGCUUCAGAAGGGAGUCAAGGAAGGAAGAUGGUCAGAGAAAUUUAUUUCUCGCAUUCAGUUCAAUGGGGACUUGGUCAUUGCAUCUCCAGACAUAUACCAGGUAGCUCUUGGUUCUGAUGCAGAGUUCAUAGUGCUAGCAUCUGAUGGCUUAUGGGACUACAUGAAUAGCUCAGAUGCCAUUGAAUUUGUCAGAAACCAACUUCGGCAACAUGGAAAUGUUCAGCUGGCAUCUGAAGCACUUGCAGAAGCAGCUCUGGACCGGCGCUCACAAGAUAAUAUCACCAUUGUGAUUGCUGAAUUGGGGCGAACGGACUGGCGCAAUUUACCAGUGCAGCGACCAAAUGUAGUUUUUGAAUUCGGCCAAGCUUUUGCCACUGUUGGUCUCGUGUCUCUUGGAAUUUGGAUGUUUUCCCUGCUGUCUUGAUGAAAUUGGAGCAUGCUCAAUUCCCCAAAUGUAUAUAAGUCGACAUAGAGCUUCGAUUUUUGCUCUUUUCAUGUAAUAUUAUUUUAGAUAACCUCACUUAAACCUGCUAUAUAGCGCAUCUUAGAGUAAUACAAUACAAAAUUCUUCAUGCAA